This is a messenger RNA of Actinia tenebrosa (Australian red waratah sea anemone), 2092 nucleotides long. RefSeq lists its product as uncharacterized. NCBI's taxonomy places the organism in Eukaryota, Metazoa, Cnidaria, Anthozoa, Actiniaria, Actiniidae. The record is from RefSeq and is a predicted model, not a curated record.
ACUGAAUCCGCCAUCUUGAAUAAGRCCCCAAAGGACUACUGGGAAGUGUUUUUAAUACAAUAUCGCUGUACAAUUGGACCGCUCACUCAUCUUUUACUUUUCUUCGCUUGCAUUUAUCUUAUUACGAAAACAACAUGACAUUUUAUCUGAAAUUAAAAGGUAAAACGAACGUGAAAACGAAACAGGCCUAGUUUAUUGCCUCGCUGGUUGUUCGUUUGAUAUGUCAACGAGACAAAAGACAAGGUUUGGGACGUCGUUUCGUUCAUUCAUCGGCUACGCUGGGCUUGAAGUGGUUAGCGAUGAAGGUAGCCCCUCACACUGUAAUCAAGCUAUUAAUAACACCAACAGCUGCGAGUAUGCUAGUCAAGAGAUCCACAGAGGAUUAAUAAUGGAUGACUUGCCCUCUUAUGGUUCGUUAUCAGUGAGUGAUAUGCAGCUAUCUAAUGAUCAACAGACUCCAUUGAUCUGUCAUUGUCAGUGUAACAAAAGCAGCGUCAGCACAUUCUUGUCAUUCUUCAUGAUGGUUCUUGGUAUUAUACUCGUGCCAGUUUUAAAAGAGGAAACUACACCAACUAGAAAUGUUAGAGUCGUCUGUCAAGUCAUCAGAGCAGCUGGAUUGUUUGGCUUUACAGGUGGUGUUACAAACUGGAUUGCUGUGAAAUUAAUCUUUUCAAGAAUUCCACGAUUAUUUUGCAGUGGUGCACUAUUCAAGUACUUUGUAACUGUGAGAGAAGUUGUAGCUGACUUCAUCAUAGAAGCUUUCUUUUCUUCUUCACAAGUUAAGAGAUAUAUGCAGAACAAAAUAUUUUGUUUACUGGAUUCAGAAAACUUUGAUCAAAGUCUACUUAAUAUCUUAAAUUCAGAAAAAAUAACAAGUAUCGUAGAGAAGAAAUUAAACUUGUUGAUGGCCUCGCCCGAAGGUCUUAUGUUACAAUCAUUGGGAGUGACCAAGUUAAGACUCAGGCCUGUGAUAAUGAGUUAUAUCACUGACAUGCGCAGUUACACCAGUCCCUUGCUUAUUGCUUCACUUCAGUCAUCAGAGCUCAGUGACACAGAGAAAAUUAGAGGGCAGAUUAUUGAUGUUAUUGCCACAAGAACUCAACAGAUAUCGCCACAACAAGUACAGCAGAUAAUCACCGAGGCUUUGUACAAGUACCUCUCUUCUCUUGUGGUUUGGGGGAAUCUUUUUGGUGCAAUAGUGGGCUGUAUUAUCGAGGUUGCUUCAAUAUAUACCCGGGGAUUACCACGUUAGUAAUUUUCAGUUAUCUAAUGCGUUUACCACUCCUGGGUGGACGGCUUAAUGUCUUACAGGUUUUGCAACCCAAUUGAUAAGGCAGCCGAUAGAUCGAAUUAGACUUUAGAAAUCGAUCUUUGUGAAGGGAGGAAAAACCGGAGAACCCGGAAAACCCUCGAAGCACAGGAGAGAACCAACAAACAACUAAAACUUAGAUACGACACCGAGUCCGCCAGGGCUGAGUUAUGUAGUGUUUCUCCGCACCUCUCAGGGUUCUGAGGAUUUCCCGCGUUAAUAUAACUCAGUAUAGCACAAGACGAGUUUUUUAUCCCUUUUGUAAAUCUUUUAUUGAAAAAAUUCAAAUGAAACAGAUUUUUUUAGCAAAAUGAAAAUUUAUUUGAAGGCGUUCAUGAUAUAUAACGCUUGUCCUGACACCAUAAUAUCAAAAACUUUCGCAAGAAACGGCUAACACAGGGUUCCCGAUUGAGCUGAUAUAACUAUUCGCCGCCUUCCAUGCAUCGGUUUACUGGUCACACACAAUCGAGGCUGUUUGAAAGGAUUAUUCACAUUUUUACCUUACAGCCGGUCUCGAUUGAAUGCUGUGUGUUUAACAAGUGAACCAAUGUAAAGAAGGUGGUGGACAAAGCUUUUUCACUCACGUGACAAGGCAGCCAUAUUGGUGCACUAAUAAAAACUUAUGCAUAGUUUUGGCAUAAAUAAAGUUCAGUUCCACGAGGAUAGAAAACGUAUUUUUUUGGUACACCAACAUGGCCACUGUGAUGUCAUAUCAUAUACACCUAUUUCAGAAUUCGUUGUCGCACCAAACGCCUCAAGCAACAAGCCAAGACUGCAGAGAAC